CUCAGAUUGCUGUGAAUGGAAGGAGAUUUGUUGGUACCGGUAGAAGGGGGCUGGAGUGACAAACAAAACAAGACGCCUCGCAGUGCCAACCAUCACAGCGGGCGCAGAGCGGAGACCGUGAAGAUGGCAGCCGUCCUCUGGGCACUCAUAGCACUAGGUCUGGGUCCGGUCAUCGAUUCGGCACCGUUACCGUGGGCCGCGCUUGCCGCCGGUCACUCUGAACUGAUAUCGGAGGCCGUCGCCAAUUACAACAAAGGAUCCGACUCGGAGUUUGUGUUCACAUUGCUUGCGGAUGAGGAUGGAGGGAAGACGGAGCCCGAAGAACCAAACGACGUGAAAUUCUCCAUCAAGGAGACAGUUUGUCAAAAAUCUGAAUAUAAAACGACUGAGAGAUGUGACUAUAAAGCCGGAGGGGUGGAGAAAAGCUGCACGGCCUCGAUGAAGGAAAAUCACUUCACAGUCAUCUGUACGAACAUAGCAGACGGGAAUAAUAAAGAUGGAGGACUUGUCGCAAAGUCUUCAGAAGGAGAGCGGGGCCACCAUAAAGGACCUUCUCGUGAGCGCACCGUCAUCAUUACAGAAAAGCGAGUGAUUCCAGAGGAGGAGGAAAAGUCCCCGGAGGAUGAGGAUGACGAUUACGACCUGCCAGACACAGUGAUAGAAUUCCACGACGACCGUCAGGAGGGCGACGGGGCGGAUCGCCGAUCAGAGAGCCAAGAACGGAGGGUGUUCCAUGGGGACAUCUUGGGAAGGCUUCUGUGCCUGAGCUGUAUCAUUGACAUAUUCCCCAGAAAGUAAACGGGGGGGGGGGGGGACUACAGAGCACCGGUCUACCCAAAUUUAUAUAUUUCAGUUAUUGGUGGAGUCUGGUGGGUGGGGCCACAUGUUGGCUUCUUUCAUCUCUUUUGCCCAAAAUGGACCGUUCUUCCCAUUGGAGGAAAGAGCACAACCGUCCGUUCACACAUCUAGCUUUAUAUUCCUUCCGUCACUCCCACAGGGGGCUGUUCAGUGAUUUCAGUGACCUCAUCUCAUUAUCUACUAUAGAAGGCGGGCUUUAUGACCUCAUCUCAUUAUCUACUAUAGAAGGCGGGCUUUAUGACCUCAUCUCAUUAUCUACUAUAGAAGGCGGGCUUUAUGACCUCAUCUCAUUAUCUACUAUAGAAGGCGGGCUUUAUGAUCUCAUUAUCUACUAUAGAAGGCGGGCUUUAUGACCUCAGCUCAUUAUCUACUAUAGAAGGCGGGCUUUAUGACAUCAUCUCAUUAUCUACUAUAGAAGGCGGGCUUUAUGACCUCAUCUCAUUAUCUACUAUAGAAGGCGGGCUUUAUGACCUCAUCUCAUUAUCUACUAUAGAAGGCGGGCUUUAUGACCUCAGCUCAUUAUCUACUAUAGAAGGCGGGCUUUAUGACAUCAUCUCAUUAUCUACUAUAGAAGGCGGGCUUUAUGACCUCAUCUCAUUAUCUACUAUAGAAGGCGGGCUUUAUGACCUCAUCUCAUUAUCUACUAUAGAAGGCAGGCUUUAUGACCUCAUCUCAUUAUCUACUAUAGAAGGCGGGCUUUAUGACCUCAUCUCAUAAUCUACUAUAGAAGGCAGGCUUUAUGACCUCAUCUCAUUAUCUACUAUAGAAGGCAGGCUUUAUGACCUCAUCUCAUUAUCUACUAUAGAAGGCGGCUUUAUGACCUCAUCUCAUUAUCUACUAUAGAAGGCGGGCUGUAUGACCUCAUCUCAUUAUCUACUAUAGAAGGCAGGCUUUAUGACCUCAUCUCAUUAUCUACUAUAGAAGGCGGGCUUUAUGACCUCAUCUCAUUAUCUACUAUAGAAGGCGGGCUUUAUGACAUCAUCUCAUUAUCUACUAUAGAAAGCGGGCUUUAUGACCUCAUCUCCUUAUCUACUAUAGAAAGUGGAAAUGAAGAAAUUGAAUUUGGGACUUUUAAGGCGCAGAAUAAGAUACAAUAGUAUCAAGUACGAUAUGUAAGAAUUUUUUGAUUUAAAGAGCUGAGGGCUGUAAAUGACUGAACCGCCCCCUCUGGGAGUAUCCCCUUUUAUGUUAAAGUGUCUGCAAAUCAUAAAUAAAAGUUUGAAUAUAUAGGGGCAGAUCCACAAAAGAAUUACGCCGGCGUAUCUUUUGAAACGCCGGCGUAAUUUUAAAUUUCCCGC
Molecule: messenger RNA, 2156 nt
Organism: Rana temporaria (common frog)
Lineage: Eukaryota; Metazoa; Chordata; Amphibia; Anura; Ranidae
Product: antibacterial peptide PMAP-37-like
Exons: 4
Coding region: 16-798 (260 amino acids)
Biological process (GO): defense response
Cellular component (GO): extracellular region
Source: RefSeq, a predicted model, not a curated record